Messenger RNA from Protopolystoma xenopodis, 717 nucleotides. The record is from the annotation of a GenBank genome assembly. NCBI's taxonomy places the organism in Eukaryota, Metazoa, Platyhelminthes, Monogenea, Polystomatidea, Polystomatidae.
AUGCCUAAAGUGACACUAAGUUCAUCUUCUGAGGACUCUGCUUCGGUAAUAAAUAAAUACCUCCAAGGCGAGUCGAAAAGGUCCAAAAGUCAAGCAGGCUUGACUAAAGAUUCAGAGAAUCAUCUCGCUGGGCUUACUGAUAUCCAAGCUAUGGCACAAGACCCAAUAGCUGCGCUUUUUGUGCGCACCAAUCUGGCGCGACGGAUUGCUUGGCUUCUAAGUGCCUCAAGUACCGUAAUCUACGCCCCAGCAAUCACAAAAGCCCGGAGCUCCUCCACACUUUGGCUCAAUUCGCUUGCUGCGGGUGUUUGGUUACCUGGUCUUCUUUGUACCGCUGCUAGACAUUCUCCACAGCUUGCCAACAGAAUCUGCUCAACUCCUGGUCUCUUGCAAGCUAUUCAAACCGCCUACCUGCCAUCGUUGGAAAAUUUACCUUCACAAAUUCAAUCAGAUGGAAAAGCAGCAAUGCGACCAAAGCGUCUGACUGCCUCUUACAGCGUACCGAUGCCAGGGAUAAUCUGCUUUCUUCGCUUGCUCGCACAAUCAAGUUCGAACAUCGCGCGAACCCUUCUCUGUGCCUAUUAUAUAGCUCACAAGAAUCAAAGAGAACUCGAUACUAGUCAGCUAGAGUCGGCAUUUUUACCAUCUGGCUCCCAAGUCGGGCCAGUUGCUCGUCUUGCCGAGGUCCGGAAUACCCUUGGUUUGUCCCUAUACUAA